AUGUUAGAGGUACACUUAUUGUUACCAUUAAGGUUAUCUGUACAGUCCCCAGACCCCUCCCUCUCCCCCUCCCCCCCCUCUCUUCCCCCCCCCCCCCCCCUCCCGUCCUUCCCGGUCCCCCCUCUCCUCCCCCCUCUCUCCCCUCCCUUCUCUUCUCCCCUCUCC
Molecule: messenger RNA, 165 nt
Organism: Cyprinus carpio (common carp)
Lineage: Eukaryota; Metazoa; Chordata; Actinopteri; Cypriniformes; Cyprinidae
Product: pectinesterase inhibitor 10-like
Exons: 3
Source: RefSeq, a predicted model, not a curated record